AGUUCCCAGGUCCACCGGGUUCUCAGGCGGAAGUGCCCGGACUGGCGGCCGCGGGAGGUAGCGUAGGGGUCGCGGCGACCUGCGCGGUGGGGUGGGCGGUGGGGACGCUCCCCCUUUCCUCCUGGUCCUGCGUCAGAUCGCCAUGAAGGACUCGCUGGUGCUGCUGGGCCGGGUCCCGGCGCACCCCGACUCGCGCUGCUGGUUCCUGGCCUGGAACCCCGCGGGAACCCUGCUGGCCUCGUGCGGGGGCGAUCGCAGAGUCCGCAUCUGGGGCACCGAGGGUGACAGCUGGGUCUGCAAGUCUGUCCUUUCCGAAGGCCACCAGCGCACUGUGAGGAAGGUGGCCUGGUCCCCCUGCGGCAAUUACCUGGCCUCUGCCAGCUUUGAUGCUACCACUUGCAUUUGGAAGAAGAAUCAGGAUGACUUUGAGUGUGUGACCACUCUGGAAGGCCAUGAAAAUGAAGUCAAGUCAGUGGCCUGGGCCCCAUCUGGCAACCUCCUUGCUACCUGCAGCCGAGAUAAGAGUGUGUGGGUCUGGGAAGUUGAUGAAGAAGAUGAGUAUGAAUGUGUCAGUGUCCUCAAUUCGCAUACGCAGGAUGUCAAGCAUGUGGUCUGGCAUCCAAGCCAGGAGCUAUUAGCCUCUGCCAGCUAUGAUGACACAGUGAAGCUUUACCGAGAGGAAGAAGAUGACUGGGUAUGCUGUGCCACCCUUGAGGGCCAUGAAUCCACCGUGUGGAGUUUGGCCUUUGAUCCCAGUGGCCAGCGUCUGGCGUCUUGCAGUGAUGACCGUACUGUGCGCAUCUGGCGCCAGUAUCUACCAGGCAAUGAGCAAGGGGUGGCUUGCAGCAGCUCUGACCCCAGCUGGAAAUGUAUCUGCACUUUGUCAGGCUUCCACUCCAGGACCAUUUACGACAUCGCUUGGUGCUCACUGACAGGGGCCCUGGCUACGGCUUGUGGGGACGAUGCCAUCCGAGUGUUUGAGGAGGACCCUGGCGCGGAUCCGCAGCAGCCCACCUUCUCCCUGACAGCCCAUUUGCCUCAGGCCCACUCCCAGGAUGUCAACUGUGUGGCCUGGAACCCCAAGGAGCGGGGGCUCCUGGCCUCCUGCAGUGACGAUGGGGAGGUGGCCUUCUGGAAGUAUCAGCGGCCUGAAGGCCUCUGAGCCACCUCAACUUUAUACAGAAUCGUGGUUCCCCCCAAAAUGUCCUAAGACUUUUCUAGCUCUAGAGGAACUGGAGGAGCAGCCUGGCUUUCGUUCCAUUUGGCUCUUUUCCUCUCCGACCUGGAUGGAUGUGCAGGGCCACGAACCACUCACUUUCCCUUGUUGACAUGGGGCCCUUGGUGAAAAACUAUGAAGAGCAAUACCUUGGUUAUGCCACAGGUUUUGCUUCCCUUCAGGGUGCAGAGUUAAAAGUUUGGGGGGGGUGUACUACUUACAGUCACUAUGUGUAUGUGCAGGAGACAUGUAUCUCAGACCUUUCUGAAAUUGUAAGCCUUAUAGAAAUAAUCCAUCUGAGUCCCAAGUCCUGUUUAUGUUAUUAGGACAUUCACAAUUUAAAACAUUUCCAUGGUGAGGCCUUUUCUGAAAUAGGUCCUUCCUUCCUGAUUUCUGGCAAAGUCCUUGCAUAUAAGACAUUCGAUCGGUUGAAGAUUUCCUAAUGUAGGCUAGUUUAGAGUAAGAGACACCUCUCCUUUCCCUUAGAAACCCUCGUGUAUCUUCUGUGCCUGCAGGGAAUGCCAAAAAAUAGGGAAGGGUGUGAACCCUAAAAGGGAAAGUUGUUACUGUCCAUAGGCUAUACAUUCUCAAUGGGGCUGAAAAUUCAUCCGUCGAGGGGGACAGAAAAAUUACUUAGAGACAGUAAUUUCUGGCUCUCUAAGGGACUGCAGUACACAAUACACAGUGUAUCUGUGGUAUUAAAUUUUCAUCGAGAAGGCAAGUAGGAAAAAUGUCUUAUCCAGCUCCUUAGGGGAAUGAUAAUGAAAAAAAGGUGGCAAAUCAGUGCCAUGGGCGAUCAUUCCUGCCAUCUCACUCAAGUUGUCACUUCCAAAGGGGUUUUGGCUUGAGGACUGCCCCAAAGCUACAGCCUUCAUUAAUUUGUUACCCCACAAAAAUCAUGACACAGACUGAAGAGACAGCUGGGGCAGUACCAACCCGAGCACCUGGGGAUUGGGUCUAAGAGGUCAGCUGUUGCCAUGUGGGCAGGAACCGUGGCAGUGGCACCAGCUAGUAGUUGUAGUCUUCACUGCCUUGCUCUCAGAAUAGUGUUGCCAGCUUCACUUAGAAAUGUCCUUCAAAAACAAAUACAAAUUGCCUAAAAUCUUGACCUUUGGGAACGCUGCCACGUUGUGACUGGCAGCAUGCAGAAGCAAAGGUGUAGCUGAGUGAGCUCUGUACCAUUUUUACUUGAAAGAAGUAGCAAGUUGUGGUAGUGAAACUUGGCUACUUGACAUAAUUUCUAGGAAAUGAAUGAGCCUUUCACUUCAAGGGCAACUGAUAGCAUUGCCAGUGUUCCAGCUUUCAAGCAAAAAUUGGAAUUUUGGAAAGCUCGACAUCUUCCUAGUACUUACCCUCUUCUGAUGAGAUUGGUGAUACUAACCAGUGAUUUGUAUGAUGAAUUAUGUUGACAUUUGGAAGAUCUGCAUGAUUCAGUGAAUCAGCAUUUUCCAAAUGAGUAAUAUGUGAUGUUACAGAAUCAUUCAUGGGUAAGAGAUAUCCAUGGAUCUUAAUGUAACAGAACAGGAAGCUCAUUGAUAGGUUUCAGAUUUCACAUUGCACUUAAGAAACUAUCACUUGUGGAGUCUCGCUAUAGCAUUGAAUAGCCACAAUUUCCUGAAAUGGCUAAAAACUCCCUUUCCAACUGCUUAUGUGUGUGAAGUCGGCUUUACUUCAAUUGUAGAAGCAACUACAAGAAUCCCUGUCUUAAGUCAGACAGGAAUGAGAUUGUACAAACAUCACAGGCUACUCGUCUCCCUGAAUUUGCUUUGGAAAUAAUGUUUUAUAAAAAGUCAAUUAAGUUAUUAAUUUUAA
Messenger RNA from Miniopterus natalensis, 3028 nucleotides. It is a transcript of the gene CIAO1, whose product is annotated as cytosolic iron-sulfur assembly component 1. Gene Ontology annotation, biological process: iron-sulfur cluster assembly. Gene Ontology annotation, cellular component: cytosolic [4Fe-4S] assembly targeting complex. NCBI's taxonomy places the organism in Eukaryota, Metazoa, Chordata, Mammalia, Chiroptera, Miniopteridae. Gene Ontology annotation, molecular function: protein binding. The record is from RefSeq and is a predicted model, not a curated record.